Messenger RNA from Eurytemora carolleeae, 1933 nucleotides. RefSeq names its product F-box/LRR-repeat protein 14. The record is from RefSeq and is a predicted model, not a curated record. Lineage: Eukaryota; Metazoa; Arthropoda; Copepoda; Calanoida; Temoridae. Gene Ontology annotation, cellular component: SCF ubiquitin ligase complex. Gene Ontology annotation, molecular function: protein binding. The coding region runs from base 177 to 1742 and encodes 521 amino acids. The transcript is spliced from 2 exons. Gene Ontology annotation, biological process: SCF-dependent proteasomal ubiquitin-dependent protein catabolic process.
AGGGGUACCGUCGACACGGUUCGGGUACUCUGUACCGGUCCGCCGGAUGCCUAGAGAGAGACGGCCCGAACCCGAGCAGUGGAAGGAAGAAGGAAUGUCAGUAAAGUUUGAGUGCUUGGAGUAAAAGGAACCCUACAAUGAUAUCUGCAUAACCCUGUUUAAGUGUUUGUAUAUAUAUGUAUGAAGAACGUCUGAAAGACUCCUGCAGGAUUGCAGGAGAGGGAACAACCAGUGUCCAGCUCUUCAGAAGCUGGGCCCAGCUUGACAUGGCCAGCGUACUAACGGGUUGGUAUGGGUACAAUAUCUUCAACAUUGCUAACUUUAUAGAAUAUGAACCUUAUCCUAAACGUCGGAAACUAGACAAGCAGAACCAGUAUAGAACUGUAGAAACUAGUAACAAGGAGUAUGAGUUGACCCAUAAGGUUCCGACAGCCAUAUACCGUCCUUUCUCCGACUCUACUCUUAAACAGAAGUCUAAGAGCGUUGAAAAGCAUAAACCAGAGGUGGUGGUGUUGGACGAGGAGGAGGAGGAGGAGGAGUGCGUCCUGUUGGAUGGUAGAACUUCAAUAGAUAAUUUAUACCCGGAGCUUUUAUGUAUUAUCUUCCAGAAACUUGAUCUUCAGACCAAAGGCCGCGUUGCUCAGGUGUGUGGAAAAUGGCGGGAUACAGUUUACCUCAAAUCUGUUUGGAAAGGUUGUGAAGCCCGUCUUCAUCUCCGGAAAUCCAAUCCAACCCUGUUCCCCUCUCUGGUCCGACGUGGGAUCAGGAGGGUUCAGGUUCUCAGCCUGAGAAAAUCCUUGAGGGAGUUGGUUAACGGAGUUCCAAACCUUGAGAGUUUAAACCUCUCCGGGUGCUAUAAUCUUACCGACUCAGCUCUAGAUACAGGAAUCAACAGAGAUCUUCCAAACCUGAAAACCUUAAAUCUGAGUCUGUGCAAGGACGUGACGGAUAAUAGUCUAGGACGGAUUGCUACUCACUGUAAGAACCUGGAGAGUUUAGAUCUGGGCGGGUGUACUAAAAUCACCAACACAGGGCUACUUCUUAUCUCAUGGGGAUUGAAGCAGAUCCGACGGUUGAACCUAAGAUCGUGUUGGCAGAUUUCAGAUCACGGUAUCGGUCAUCUUACAGGUAUCAGCAACCAACCCAGCACUGGAGCAAAACAACUUCUUCAGCUCUGUCUCCAGGAUUGUCAGAAAAUAACGGACGAAUCUUUAAAGUUUAUCGCCGACGGUCUUCAAACGAUCGAGAGACUUAACCUAAGUUUCUGUCUGAGUGUGACAGAUACAGGGUUAAAAUCUCUCUCUCGUAUUCCAGGACUACAGGAGCUAAACCUACGCUCCUGUGAUAAUGUAAGUGAUAUUGGAAUAGGAUUUCUAGGCAAUGCAUCUCCUUCUAAUUUGUCCUCAUUGGACCUUUCAUUCUGUGAUCGUGUGUCCGACUCCUCCAUGGCGCAUAUCGCCAGUGGGAUGACGGGGCUCGCCUGCCUUUCUCUCUCUGCUUGUCAGAUAACAGAUGGUGGGCUGGCACGGGUUUGUCGAGAUCUUCAACAGCUCCAGGUCCUUAACAUUGGUCAGUGUAACAAGAUCACUGAUCAAGGGAUCAUGAACCUGUCUACAAAUCUCAAGAGUCUGAAAUCUAUUGAUCUGUACGGAUGUACCAAGCUAACUUCAUCUUCUAUUCAAGCCUUAGAAAAAUGUGAAAAUUUGAAAAUCAUAAAUCGGGGUUUGUGGCAUCAGUUUUAGGGAACCUACAGACCCUGAGCUAGCUCUGAACCUUCUCUUAGAUAGAUCCUGGUCUAAUAGAACCUGCUCAAAGGACGGUUGAAAGCUUGUGCUGGGAAAAGAAAUGACUAUUCAUUCAGAAUUAUUUUUUCACCUCGCGUAUACAUUUCUUUUUCUUAAUUUUAUUUAAGAUUGUUAUGUUUUUUAAUUCU